AUGGAUGACUGUUUUUCAUGUCCAGAAGCUCAGUUUCCAAAUAAGGGUCAGAAUUCAUGUCUUCCAAAAGUUGUAACUUUCCUGACAUAUGAGGAAACAUUGGGGACCAUCUUGGCCAUUUCUUCUCUUUUGUCUUCUUUGACCAUAUUGUUGGUUUUGGGUAUCUUCAUCAAGUACCAGGACACUCCCAUUGUCAAGGCCAACAACCGAAACCUCACCUACACCCUUCUCAUUUCCCUUCUGCUUUCAUUCCUUUGUGCUUUACUGUUUAUUGGCAAACCCCAUAAAAUAACAUGUCUCCUCCGACAAAGUGCUUUUGGCAUAAUAUUUACUGUAGCUGUAUCAUGUGUUUUAGCAAAAACCAUCAUUGUGAUUUUAGCUUUCAUGGCCACCAAACUAAAAUCUACAAUGAGGAAAUGGGUGGGGAAAAGAUUGGCCAUUUCCAUCAUAGUUUUCUGUUCCUUUAUUCAAAUAGUGCUUUGUACCAUCUGGCUGUUGACCUUUCCUCCAUUCCCUGAUUUCAACGUGCACUUAAUGGCAGAAGAAAUUGUUCUGGAAUGCAAUGAAGGCUCCUUUGUGAUGUUCUACUGUGUCCUGGGCUUCAUGUGCCUCCUAGCCCUUGUCAGCUUUACUGUAGCUUUCUUUGCCCGCAAACUACCUGACACUUUUAAUGAAGCCAAAUUCAUCACCUUCAGCAUGUUGAUUUUUUGCAGCGUUUGGCUCUCCUUUGUCCCUAGCUAUCUGACCACAGGGGGGAAACAAAUGGUGGCUGGGGAGAUCUUCUCCAUCAUAAUGUCCAGUGGGGGGCUCCUUGUAUGCAUCUUUUUCCCUAAAUGCUAUAUCAUCAUAUUGAGGCCUGAACUGAAUAGCAAGCAGCAACUAAGACAAAGAAAACACUGA
Python bivittatus (Burmese python) is the source of this 900-nucleotide messenger RNA. NCBI's taxonomy places the organism in Eukaryota, Metazoa, Chordata, Lepidosauria, Squamata, Pythonidae. The record is from RefSeq and is a predicted model, not a curated record.